AUGCAGCCGCAGGCGAAUAGGGCGUAUCACGUGGGCGCACGAGCACUGCGCGUCUGCUGGAACUGGAUCGUUGCUGUCGCCGCUAUGCCUCCAGGCGUACUCGUGCGCUUGGGCAUUGGCAAACGCGAUCGUAUCAAGACGGAAAGGCAGCCGGAUCCCUUGUGGUUGCGGUAUGUGAAUGUGGUUAUAGUGGUGGUUUGCGUGUGCUGGGCUUGUGCUAUCUACAUCUGGCGCGUGUGCUAUCCCAUGUUGACCGAGCACGCCAACGCCAUGGGCUCGCGUAGCAUGGGAAUCGGCCUUCUUGUCGGAUUCCUUGUGUUGCUCUUCUUCUGGUAUGUCAAGGACCUCGUAUGGGAGCCACAGCCAAGGCAGGACACGACUAAUGAUGUUUCCACGGUGCCACCUGAGCCUGCUGAACCGAUACCUAUUAUCGCUCCUGAUAACCAAGAGCCUGUACCUGACCAAGAAUGCAGCAGUGUGCGAAAUUUGGCCAUGUUCUCGCCCACUAACGAGCGCGAGCAGCGCUGGCUCGCAUUUGAGCAGAGCAUGGCUGCUUCGCCAAGUAUCAAUACGUCGCAUGUCGAUACAGACUCCAAUGCGCGUGCUGCCAAUGGGAGUAAGACGUCGUACGACGAGCCCAUUCCCUUAAACGAGGUGCUCAUUCAAGGUCCAGAGAUGCUGGAGCCAACAAGCCAGACCGAGGCACCUUCACCAUCGAUACCCCCUCCUCGUACCUCUGCUGUGGAUACGCGCAUGCCGGAACCAACGCGGCGUCCACCGGAAAUGUCUGUAUAUGCCUCUUCUCUUCUGCAUUGCGAGCACUGUCAGCGAUCACGUCCCCCUCGAGCUCAUCACUGUCGCCGAUGUGGAACCUGUGUUCUCCGAAUGGACCACCACUGUCCAUGGAUCGGUGGGUGCGUUGGCGCCCAAAACUACCAAUACUACUACAACACAGUGUUUUGGGCCCUGAUACUGUCGAUCUAUGUGAUUGUCAGUAUGGCCCCACUCUUUGCUCGUGGCGUCAAGUCGCAAGAAGGUAUGCCAUGGUCAGAGCGCAUUCGUGGAUGGAAUGUCGAUGGCUAUAUCAUUAGUGUCUUUGUGAUUGCCUUUUUCUUUUUCCUCUUUACGGGCUCUCUAUUUAUCAUGCACACAUACUUGAGUGGCCACAAUCUCACGUCAAUCGAGCAACGCGCCAUCAAUUCGUUCCGAGCGCGCGAAGGUUUACUGCUUCGGCGGUACUAUUCAAAGCAUGGCCAAGGAGGCACGUUUGGCACUGGCCCCAUGGCUGGAUGGCGUCGCUUUCGGGCACGGCGACAUCUUCUGCGCACAUGGAAUGAGCGCUGGGGAUUUCCACACCGGGAAGGAAACCCCUGGUGGAUUGGAAGCAUACAGGAAUGGGAAUAUGCUACUUCGUCUCCUGAUGCCCUUUUGCGCGAAGCUGACCUUGAGAAAUCCCUUGGCUUCUCGUACGCAACUGUGCCCCAUACUGGACGCCGGGCCACCUUCUAUGUAGGAAUGCCUCUGUCUAAAAAUAGGCCAGAUGCAGAGCAUGCAUUAGGGUACAAAAAGGGUGUGGUUUAUGGGAAGGAUGCAAUCACUAUCAUGCGGUUCGCCAUCGUCAUUUCGUUCCUUGCCCUGAUCCUUGUCUCGUUCGUCUCGGCUGAGGACCCCAGUGUGGAGGGUGCUAAGAGCCUGGAGGAGACCCUGGGUGGCAAGAUUUUCGUUGCCGACGACAACACUCUUCAGGUUCAAAAACCGCACACCGUGGAGCGUGUUUCCUGUCAAAGUGCAAAAGGGUUUGGCUGCGCAGCAAGCUGCGCCCUCCAUGGACAAGGCCUCAACGGUGGUAUCUGCCGCAAUGGAGUCUGCCACUGCCAAUAA
This is a messenger RNA of Malassezia sympodialis ATCC 42132, 1881 nucleotides long. RefSeq lists its product as uncharacterized. Gene Ontology annotation, molecular function: protein-cysteine S-palmitoyltransferase activity. Gene Ontology annotation, biological process: peptidyl-L-cysteine S-palmitoylation; protein targeting to membrane. The coding region runs from base 1 to 1881 and encodes 626 amino acids. NCBI's taxonomy places the organism in Eukaryota, Fungi, Basidiomycota, Malasseziomycetes, Malasseziales, Malasseziaceae. The transcript is spliced from 3 exons. The record is from RefSeq and is a predicted model, not a curated record. Gene Ontology annotation, cellular component: Golgi apparatus; endoplasmic reticulum.